CGCCACCUCGUAGUACCCGAGAAGUUUCGAAAUUUACGUACAAAGUUUCUGAGCGCGGCUUCAGUGUGUUGUACACCCGCAGUAGACCAGGAGGUAUUAUACAGAUAGUGGUUUUACAAGCCAAUCCGACACUCGAUCACGGCCAUGGCCGAGUCGGAUAACAGCGAUGCCGAUACCACCGACGGCAACUGCAAGGCUGUCAGGGCCGCAGGCCGCCGCAAAAAGUCCUCGGCUGUUGUGUUGUUGACCUACACGGCUAUAACGCUGUUAUCCGUCGCUUUUUUACCGCAACCACCAAUGGCAGCCGGCAUCCAGUUGUACACCAACACUUUUUCCGUGAAGCUGCAUGGUCCGAAUUCCGAUGGCGGCAACUCUGGUGGUCACGUAGACGAGGAGGUGGCCCAUCAAGUGGCCAAGAGGGCAGGAAACGGUUUUGAAAACGUCGGCAAGAUCCGUGGUACUAAGGACGAGUUCCAAUUUAUUCAUCAUGGAUUACCCAAAAUACGUGGCCGUCGUUCUUUACCUUCCGUUCUAAUUUUGAAAAAAGAUCCAUCCGUUAAGUCAGUUCAUCAGCAACCAGGAUUUAAAAGAGUGAAACGUGGUUAUAAGCCUUACAAUCCAUCUUUUUAUAAUAAUAGAGAUGAAUUUAUGACCGAUAAACUUAACGGAUAUCUCAGUAAAUCCGUAGAAAUUGAUGAUGACUUGGGUCGUUAUGGUAAAUUACCAAUGGAUCCAUUAUUUAAAGAACAAUGGUAUUUGAGGAAUACAGGACAAAACGGUGGUAAGCCAAAAUUGGAUUUGAAUGUACGAGCAGCCUGGGCACAGGGAGUUUCCGGCAAAAACGUCACUACUGCUAUCAUGGAUGAUGGCGUGGAUUAUACACACGAAGAUUUAAAAUAUAAUUACAAUGCACGGGCGAGCUACGAUUUUAGCUCUAAUGAUCCAUAUCCAUAUCCAAGGUAUACUGAUGAUUGGUUCAACAGUCAUGGCACUAGAUGUGCCGGGGAAGUAGCUGCCGCACGCGAUAAUGACGUGUGCGGUACUGGCGUGGCAUACGACUCGAAAAUCGCCGGAAUUCGAAUGCUCGACCAACCUUACAUGACCGAUCUUAUCGAAGCUAAUAGUAUGGGCCACGAACCGGAUCUGAUUGAUAUUUAUAGUGCUUCUUGGGGUCCCACGGAUGAUGGAAGAACUGUUGACGGUCCUAGGAACGCCACUAUGAGAGCUAUAGUACGGGGUGUUAAUGAAGGUCGUCGUGGAAAAGGAAAUAUUUAUGUGUGGGCUAGUGGUGAUGGUGGAGAAGCUGAUGACUGCAACUGUGAUGGAUAUGCUGCUAGUAUGUGGACGAUUUCGAUAAAUUCGGCUAUAAAUGACGGACAGAAUGCUCAUUAUGACGAGAGUUGUUCAAGUACGCUGGCAUCGACUUUUAGUAACGGAGCGAAGGAUCCUAACACCGGAGUUGCAACUACAGAUUUAUAUGGAAAAUGUACUAAAUCACAUAGUGGUACAUCAGCAGCUGCACCAGAAGCUGCCGGCGUAUUCGCUUUAGCUUUGGAAGCAAACCCUGAAUUGACAUGGAGAGACAUACAACAUUUGACCGUAUUGACUUCUAAAAGAAAUUCGUUGUUUGAUGCUAAACAUCGAUUCCAGUGGACCAUGAACGGUGUGGGCUUAGAAUUCAACCAUUUGUUUGGAUUCGGAGUACUUGAUGCUGGAGGAAUGGUUUCUCUUGCCCGACAGUGGCAUACUGUACCCGCUAGAUACCACUGUCAAGGAGGAUCGCACACGAAAAUGAGAAAAUUCACAAGUAAAUCUGGUAUCAUAUUAAAAUUGAAAACUGAUGCAUGCCGUGGUACCGAUACCCAUGUCAAAUAUUUAGAACAUGUACAAGCUGUAAUUACACUCAACUCUACUCGACGUGGUGAUGUUGAACUCUACUUGACAUCUCCGAUGGGGACAAGGUCAAUGAUAUUAAGUAGGAGACCUAAUGACGACGAUAGAAGAGAUGGAUUUACAAAAUGGCCAUUUAUGACAACACACACGUGGGGUGAAUAUCCGUGGGGCGAAUGGACACUCGAGGUCAAAUUCAAUACGCCUUCGUCGAAACCAUUUUCGCAGCAAAAUACAGUUGGCAAUGGCGGCGGGGGGUCAUCUGCAAGCAAGGGAUCAACGGCUAAGGUGGGUUCCACGUUGAGUAGCGUUACAACUAUUUCGGAAGACCAGCUGGCUUCGGAUGAAAACGAUGAUGAAGAAGAAGAGGAAGAUAUCGUGCACACCGGGUUCUUGAAAGAAUGGACUUUGAUGUUACACGGUACCCGGGAACCACCGUACGGCCAACUGUCCGUCCGAGAUCCUCAUUCUAAAUUGGCAAUCGUUAAGAAGGCGCAUACUAUAACUGGACCUGACACUACCGUUUCUCCAAAGCAACAGAGCGCAUAUUAAUAUAAACAAACACCAAAUUAAAUCAUCGCGUGAAUAUCGUGAUUGUCAUUUACAAAGAUAUACUACUAUUAAUCUAUAUAACAUAACAAAUAUAUAUUUAUGAAAUCCCAACUACAA
Molecule: messenger RNA, 2559 nt
Organism: Sipha flava (yellow sugarcane aphid)
Lineage: Eukaryota; Metazoa; Arthropoda; Insecta; Hemiptera; Aphididae
Gene: amon
Product: neuroendocrine convertase 2
Exons: 13
Coding region: 145-2442 (765 amino acids)
Biological process (GO): protein processing
Cellular component (GO): trans-Golgi network; Golgi membrane
Molecular function (GO): serine-type endopeptidase activity
Source: RefSeq, a predicted model, not a curated record